GGCCGCCCUGAAGGAGAGGAAUUCGGCAGCGAUGAGCCCGGAGAGUGAGUCUCCGGUGAAGCGGCCGGCUCGGAAGGUGGCCCGAGCCCUGGGCAGUGAGGGUGAGGAGGACGACGAGGAGGUGGCCCCCCACAAGCAGGAGCCAGCCCUACCCUCCCCGGUUGUCUCUCCUGCUGGCUCCGGCCCCUCCGACUCCUCACCCAGCAGCAUCUCCCCAGCCGGGAUCCCAAAACGCCGGACAGCUCGGAAACAAAUGCAGAAACGAAAGCUCCAAGAGACAUCUGACGGGCAGAAGGAUGGGGAGCCCAAGAGGCUUAAGAAGGAGGGAGGUGAAAGGGCGCCAGCGGCCAGCCAGGAACAGCCAGCCUCAGAGACUGAGCCGGAGGGAGGAGCCCAGACUCCCCAAGAGGCCUCAGGGGAGGCCACAGAGCCAGAGGGUGCCAGAGGAGAGGCUGAGGGAAGCCCGGUACCCAAGGCCUUCAGCAGCUUUUUUGCCCCCCGGAAGCCAGCCGCAGCGAAGCAGCCCCCAAAGGAGACUGCAGUAAAGCAGCCCCAGAAGGAGGCUGAAACUGAGAAAGUGACAAAGGAGACAGCCGAGAA
Messenger RNA from Gracilinanus agilis (Agile Gracile Mouse Opossum), 600 nucleotides. RefSeq names its product DNA ligase 1-like. The record is from RefSeq and is a predicted model, not a curated record. The annotation marks the transcript as partial. Lineage: Eukaryota; Metazoa; Chordata; Mammalia; Didelphimorphia; Didelphidae. The transcript has 4 exons.